UCCCUCAUUCCCCUUCCGUCAUCACUUCCAAAUAAUAUUCUCACUUUCAAAAAUAAAACACAUUAAUAUUUUUGAUUACUACUCGUAAUUGUGUAACAAAUUAAAUGACUUAUGAUAGUUUAUGCUGCUAAUUACUCAUCUAAGAGCCUCCGCUCUUCUUUCACCUCCGCUUUUGGCUUUCCCCGCCACCGCUACCACCGUUAUCGCCGUCUACGCUAAUCAAAUAUAAACCCAUAACCAUCACUAGGGUGUUCAAAACCCGCUCCAUACCGAAAAAAUUAUUAUUCUUGCUUCUCAAUAUGCCGUCCCCUAAUUCGAGCAGGAACGGCAUAUUGUUUUCUGCUCGAGUAUCGGAGAGAUCGAUGUCCUUCAACGGUAGAACAACCGGAGGUUCACCGGCGGCGGAGAAUCUCCGGCGACCCAAAACGGUGCCGGAUUUGAAAUCGGCGAUGCUAUUUCCCGGCGAAUCUCCGGCGAAUGAAGAGGUUAAGCCCAAGAAAUUGACGAAAGUGUUGUUAAAUGUGACGAUUCAAGGAAGUGUUGGUACUGUUCAGGUUAUUAUUAGUCCGGAAUUUACUGUUAAAGAUUUGAUUUCUGCUGCUCUUAAACAGUAUGUUAAAGAAGGUCGUCGUCCUGUUCUUUCUUCCGCCAUUGCUGAUGAUUUUGACCUCCAUUAUUCUCAGUUUAGCCUUGAAAGUUUGGAUAGGGAAGAGAAGAUUGCAGAGUUAGGGUCAAGAAACUUCUUCCUAUGCAAAAAGAGAAAAGAAGUGGCGGAAACGGCGUCGUCUUGUGCAAAACAGGCUGAUCAAGCUACUAAACUUGCUUCUCCUUGCCCUCCUUGGCUCAAGUUCAUUAGUUUCUUAUUCUAAGAAAAAAAAUUGAGAUAUUUGGUUAUGAAGAAAAUUUUCUAGCCAGAAUCUUGUUUAAGGUGGUCCAAUAUCAUGUUAAAGAAAUUUGGACUAGUAUAUUAUUUUAGAUUUUUUUUUUUUUAUCCUCAAAUAUUUGUUGUUGAAUCUUAAAAUAUUAGUAGAAGUAGUAUUGUACAGUUAGAUUCCUCCACCAAAAAUUAAUCAUAAAAAAAAAAAAAAAAAAAUUAGCUAGAAUAUUAGUCUUAUCUGAAUGUAUGGAUGUUAAUGUCCUUUGAGUAUACUCUGAAUCUGGAGAAUUGCUUAAACACAUGAAACAAAUUGUCAAUUUGUUUGUUGGCAA
Molecule: messenger RNA, 1209 nt
Organism: Chenopodium quinoa (quinoa)
Lineage: Eukaryota; Viridiplantae; Streptophyta; Magnoliopsida; Caryophyllales; Amaranthaceae
Exons: 2
Coding region: 300-869 (189 amino acids)
Source: RefSeq, a predicted model, not a curated record